AUUAAAAUUGAGCAGAAUAGAGACCUCCAAAGGCCAAGAAUUUCCACUUGAUCAGACACCCUUUGCCUCGACUCAACUGCUCCUUAUAAUAUUUCAAACAAAUUGACCACCUUUUUGCAUUUACAAUUGAUUCUAACCAAAAUUGAAAUAUUCAUUCACAAGCAUCAGGGCCCCCAGAUGGUCCGUGUAAUCGAUGAAAACCAUCAGUACUGGGAUCCAUUCCUCUCGCCUUGUUUCUCUCAGUAUCAGCCUGGUAGCCUUAAGUGCUAAGCACACACACCAUGGCCGUGCUCAUCCCAAGUUUAGGGACGAAGCAAUUGAUACAAAAUUUGCACCGAAAGUCACCCUUACUGAAGCCUAAGCAACUUGUCACAAACAUCGGUGACAAAGCAAUUUGGUUCAUCUACAAGAAAAGAGGCAGUCACGAUAUUGAUCAGCAGACGACUGAAAAUGGAGCUGAAGAGCAGGAGAUGGUUAAAUUUGUGGCAGUAGGCGAUUUUGGUGGGCCAGAAAUGCAUGCAGGCCACCAGAAUUUUGCAGGUGUAAUAUUCUAUGAUAGUUACUUAUGGAAAUCAGCUUUUCCAAGCCACCACCAAGGUCACCUGCAGCAGGGGCAAGUCCCUUGCUGAGUUUUUCUCUUCCUGGAGCUAAUUAAGCAUUUCGAGCUACCCUUUUUUUUUUCUUGAUAUUUCUUCUCAAUCAAAAGAGAUGUAUUAAAUAGGAUGACAUGAUGCAUGCAUGCAUGCUUACGAUCUUCACGAGAAAGAUUAAUAACAUGCCAACACUCAAACAUCUAAUAGAUAUAAGAAAUCGACAUUUUUCAAAAGUAGAAACCGUGUAUGAUGACACUUGUAUCGGUUUCGUGCUACUAUCACACCAAAUUUAGCAAGAGAGUCGACAAAGGCGUUAGUCUGGAUAUCCACACAGUAAGAUCUCCUGCAGAGUACCUUAUUGUAUAUCCUUUCUAACAUUAAUCUUCUUCAUGCUUUUAGUUAUGAAAAUAUUGUAGAUAACGGGCCGAGCUGGGCUUGAAUUUUUCGAGAUAUGUCCGAUUGGGCCAGAGAUGGCCCCUACACAUGAACAGCUUCCAACCUCUAUCUAUCCGCUACUUACUCCAGUCUGUCUGAAAACCAUUUUCAGAAAAAAAAAAAAAAAAGAUGUCCGCUUUUCUUCUGUCUUCCCCUGCCCUCUUCCCUCGCUUCAAUUCCAAUUCCAGUCUCUUGAGUCCUUUAAGAAGAAGAAUAUCUCAAGUAAUUCUUGUUAAGGCGGCUUCUUCUGUUAACGAUAAAAAUGACAACGUUGAUUCAUCUUCCUCAAGUACAAGGUUGAUCACUUUCUUAGGAAAGGGUGGCUCCGGCAAGACCACCUCCGCCGUUUUUGCUGCCCAGCAUUAUGCGAUGUCUGGACUGAGUACGUGCUUAGUGUUACACGGCCAGGAUCGCACCGCUGAGUAUCUUCUCAAUUGUAAGAUUGAGUCUUCUCCCAUUGUAUACCGUGACAACCUUUCAGUUGUUAGGCUGGAAACAACUGAAAUGCUUCUUGAACCCCUCAAUCAGCUGAAGCAAGCAGAUGCUCGUCUUAAUUUGACACAAGGAGUUCUCGAAGGGGUUGUGGGAGAAGAGCUUGGGGUGCUUCCUGGGAUGGAUUCUAUGUUUUCAGCACUUGCACUUGUGAGGCUUCUGGGAUUAUUUGGGAGAUGGGCUCAAAGGAACCAUCAAAAAGAUAUAUUUGAUGUGAUAAUAUAUGAUGGUAUCAGCACUGAGGAAACCCUACGAUUGAUAGGUGCAAGCAGUAAAGCAAGACUGUACUUGAAAUACCUGCGAAGUCUUGCUGAGAAGACAGAUCUUGGGAGAUUGGCUGGUCCUUCACUCCUGAGACUUGUAGAUGAAGCCAUGGGCAUAAGUGGGAAGCCAUCCCAACUCAAUGGGACAAUGAGUGCAGAAAUAUGGGACAGUCUGGAACGAAUUCUUGAGGUAGGAUCUUCUACCUUUUCAGAACCUCAUCAAUUUGGCUGCUUUCUUGUGAUGAACCCAAACAUUCCAACAUCUAUCAGUUCUGCAUUGCGUUAUUGGGGUUGUACAAUGCAAGCUGGUACGCAGGUUUCUGGUGCAUUCGCCAUUGCUUCCCCUGAUUUGGAUGUAGAAUCAAUGGAAAAUGUCAAGAAGAGUUUUUUUCCCUUGCCUUUAGCCUUUAUUCCAGAUCUCUCAAUGGGUUCCCCUCAAGAUUGGAAUGCCAUCAUGCUGAGCAAUACCAGUGAAGGCGCAAGGGAUCUCCUUUCUUUGCCAGCAGGCCAGAAGUAUAGCAUAGUGUCAUCAAUAAAUUUUGAUGUGGCAAGAAAAUCAGUAACCCUUCUCAUGCCAGGUUUUGACAAGUCAGAGAUCAAGCUAUAUCAAGUAUCUUCAGUUCUGAACUCUCCAAUUCUUCUAUGUUCUCUGAUAGUUCUGAAGUAUAGAGGAGGAUCUGAGUUGUUGGUGGAAGCAGGGGACCAAAGACGACUCAUAUUUCUGCCGCCUGAAAUUCAAGGGAAGGUCGGAGGCGCCAAGUUCACAGACAGAAGUCUUGUAAUCACAAUUCGAUAAUGCGGUUCUGAACCAUUGUUUUAAUAAUUUUCAUUUCCGUAUUGGAUAUCUUUCUUGAAACAACAGUGGUCAGAUUUUACUGUGGGAAUUGGAUAUGGUAUAGAUGUGAUAGGAGUCCUUUAAAUCAA
Molecule: messenger RNA, 2707 nt
Organism: Theobroma cacao (cacao)
Lineage: Eukaryota; Viridiplantae; Streptophyta; Magnoliopsida; Malvales; Malvaceae
Product: P-loop containing nucleoside triphosphate hydrolases superfamily protein
Source: RefSeq, a predicted model, not a curated record